UCCCGCUGUCGGCACCCACAUCGCGAGCGAUUCAACCUGUCAUCAUCAUCAUCGGCAUUAUUGCCAUGUCUGUUCCUGGGCAACGACUAAAAGCCGACAAAUGAUGAGUGCACGGUGCCUCAUCAGUGUUAAUGAAUGUUAUUCAUGAUGGUGUCCCCUUGUUCCAGUUUUUAUACUGAUAAACUAUCUUUCAUUUGAAAAGUUCUUGGCCUCGCGGUCCUUUGCAAGGAAACACAAGAGUACCAGCAAGACUUUGCUGGGGUUCUCAUCCCUCAUAGGCGAACGAUUCAAAUCAAGAAGAAAUGUUGUUGUUUAGCUAAAACGUCCAGCUACUGUUCCAUUCAGGCCAAUGAAAUAUGGUGACAUGCAUUAACACAGCAAAAAUUCUAAAUGAGAAGAAGAAUUUUCUGCCCUGCGGCAGGAUCGAUAUACACGACAGCCGAAUACGACCGGCCGAGUACAGAAAGACCAGCGAAAAUCGUUAGCUCUUCGCUGAUAACGAACUUACAAUGUGAGACGGGGUAUUAACAGCAGUCGCUUCUAAUGGACAAUAAAGUGAAGUCAGGCACAACUGUACGCAUCAGCCUGAUUUGGUGCGGCUGACGGGUGUCAGCGACUCUGUCCGUGGAGGCAAAUCGAAGAAGCAGCUAAGAAAGAUACAACAAAGGAUAGCAGACUUACAGCGUUACGUGGGUUAUCCUCGGACCUAAAGGCAAUAAACAGCACAAGUAUCAUCGCUGGUGACAGGCAAUCGAUUACUUCGAGUUUACACAACUUCUAAUAACUAUGCGAGACUAGCCAGCAAAUAACGUUAAGGUUGGCUGCUAUAUAUCAUAGAAUAUAGAUUUCUUCAAUGACCAGCCAAAUGUUCGUGGAAAUUAAAACGGCCUUGUCAUUAUUGCCGUUUAAAUAUUCGUAGUAAAUAGAUGCUCCAAACUUGUGAAAUCAGGUGACUUAGAUUAGAUUUUUAUUAUUCUUGUGCCCAUUGAAAUUGGCCGUUUAGUCGCUCAGUAAUCCAGCGCAACUAAUUCAUGUGUUAUGUGACUGCUGGCUGGUGGAUUUGUACAAUAAUGGGUUCGCUGUACACAAAACAAACGGAAGCCUAUUGCUAUAAUCGGCGGGUUGUGGUACCGCUGCUUCAGCUGCUACCGAUAAUGCGAUGCAAUAACCUUCACAACAACAAGAGCGUCAACAUGCUACAGUUCGCGACAGUCAUUGCUACUGCCGCAGUAGAGGAUAACGCCCGGUGACUGUGAUCAAGGCUUAUCGGGGAACAAGCCGGUAUUCUUGCAGCGACAAAAUAGGAUAAGAUCGGAAUCCGUGGGGCGCCGUGUCCCCAGGUGGGUGUGAGUGCAAGUGGGUGAUUGUGUUGGUGGCGCUAGUGACGUUCACCGGUCAGUUACAACGGAAAAUCUUCGAAAUGUUCCGGCUCAAGGGGAUACUCCUCAUCGGAAGCGUUAUGCUAAUGGCCACAUCAGAACUGGGCCCCCAUCAAGUUGGAGCGGUCGCCCUCGCCGGCAAAGUUCGAACUGGUAGAAAUCCUGUUGCCUUUACUGGAUCACAUCGGCAUCCUCAGCAGCGGGCAAAUGCUGACCUCGACAUCGGCGUAAUAUCGCACUCACUGCUACCGCAGACUUCGUCGCAGCAAUUGAGACGAAGAGGCGCCAACGUGAACUCCCCCAGUGGAACAAGUGGGUCUGGCAACAACAGGCUGAUCUUGCGUUCAGUGGCUACUGGGGGGAACAGUGAACGCAAUGUUGGUGCCCCGUUAGCCUCGUUUUCGGCUUUGGGGGACACUGACCAAACGGGAGGCACAGGCAGGGGUGGUGGUAGUGUCAUUCGUGGCCACGGCGAAUACAGUAUUGCUCUGGGUACAUCUGGCGGAGGAGGCCCCAAUUUUAACACUGCUGCUGCUGCCGCCAGUGGACCAGGGGGAGCUUUUCCAGCAUUUGACAGUUCCGCGAUGGAUGAAGUCAUCACGGCGGUGAUUGGCAAGCCUGCGUUUCUACCCUGCGCGGUUACUAAUCUCGGCGAUAGAACGGUGUCGUGGAUUCGACGUAAGGAUCUAAAUGUUUUAAGCGUUGGACUAGCACGAUACACCCAGGACCCGCGAUUUAGCGUCAUACACACAGCAGGCUCAGAUCUUUGGACGCUUCAGCUGGCUUAUCCAACGGCUGACGAUUCUGGCGUGUACGAAUGUCAAGUCGGCACGCUACCUAAAAUCAGCCGACAAGUCACCCUUAAUGUCAUAGCGCGAAGUGCUAAAAUCUCCGGCGGCCCACAGCUGUACGUCAACACGGGCAGCGUGCUCAAUUUGACGUGCGUACUCAGUGGAGAUGGUAUCUUGGCCUACGUGGGGCAUCAUAAUAAAAAUCAUACCAACCAACAUCAGCAGCAUCAACAAAACCAGCUGAGUGGCGGGUCGCUCGCAAGCACUAAACGAUUGGACGAUUUGUCGGGAAGUGGUCGAUCUAGCGUAAACAAAGCAAAAGAUCAUACAAACAGCAUAAGCAGCAGUUCCGGCAGCGGAAGUAGGGCCCGAAAAAACAGUAAAGAAGGGAACGUGUUUCAUGUGUUUUGGUACCACAACGGAGCGGUCCUUAACUAUGAUCGAUCGGCAAGGGUGCAUAGGUUUCGACACUGGCGGCUGGCUAGGCGUUGGGGAUUAUGCCUAAACUACUAAUACAUACAAACACAUUGACACAGAAGUUAGUCAAGCAAAGGGCACAAUGCUUUAGUCUGUAGCCUUUGGUAAUUAGGACGUCCCAGUGCAUGUCCAUAAUAGUACGACCCAAGUUCGGCGCAGCAUUCCGUUGGUCUUGCGCAUUUGGGCUGCGGCAUUGCAACAGCUGGUAUUUGAUUGCAUUAUAUGUGAUGCUGUGUGUCAAAACAGACGGCUACUCAAAGGGAGUUUUGUGUGAAAUAUGAAUCAAGUUACAUACGAAUGACAAGGCGCGUUGGCUUGAUAAUGGUGUUUGCUGGUUAUUUCAUAAUCUCUACCAUGUGCAGGUGUAGAAGUGUUAAGGCUUAACCAAAAAGUGGCCUAAAUGAAAGCAACACCGAUCUUACUUUGUUUGCCUAUAACUGCUUGCCCACUGACUGAUUCCACAAAGACGAUCCUACAAUUACGCUAAGGUAAUUGAAAUAUGCACUUUAUACUGUUGCAGCUCAAUGGGCAUUUGUCCGAAUUAAUAUUCAACUAUACAUACACGCACACCCGCGAAUUUAUAAAUAACGUGUGGUUGUGCCUUUUAAACCCCUUAAACGGCCAGCGGGCGCCAUGUUGAGUAGCACUAACAUAAGUGGCCGUUAACAUGUCUGAGCACCCAAACUUAUUAUUAAGUUCGUUUUGCUAUCGUCGAACGUUGUCCGCCUGUCAAUUCGCCUAUUCUUUCUGAUUAUUUUAAGCUUCACAUUUAGCUUUUUCACUCUGCUGCGUCCAUUGAAUCUUCAGAGUUGUUGUUGUUGUCUCCCCCGACGUCACCACGGCUGUUGAUGGGUAUGGCUGCGGUGGCUAAAGUGGUGCUAAUCGUUGUGCGGGUAGUAUCAUAGCCUCGUUUCUCUUCUGGUUCCUUUGUAAACUUCGCCAGCUGGGCCUGAUAGCCUUCUGACACCGCAACCGUGCGGGAAAAUGAGGCCUAACCACAGGCCAAGCAGAAAGCGGCAAGAAAAGUACUGCGGGACACUGGCGAGGUACCAGAUACGAUUGGCUGUUUAAUGGCCGUCGGUUACCAACGGGUGCCGUGAGCCCCAACGGCCUCGACAAGGCCGACAAACGGUGCCGUCAAUGACACCAAUAGAAGCAGCAACAGUCUUAGCCAGGCGAAUGCAGAUAGACAAAAAGACGGGAGCAUAACGAACAGCAGUUUUUUUUAACCCUGGUAAAAACGACCUGCUGUGGGCCUGUAGGAGUAACUGUGGCAAAGAUAGAAGCAGACGACGCCUUCCGAGUGCUACUUGAAAAAGGAGGCUUGGCACUGCUGCUUUCGAAUAGCAUCGGAAUGGCAUCGCUGGCAAAUGUGGGGCAGUGGGGUUCUGCCAUCGUUGCCGCGGCUGUUACUUCUUUGACUGAUGUUGGCGCUGUUCGGCAGUACUUUGGCAGUACUGGCCUGGUGGCGUCCUAAAAUGAAACGAUAAGUAAAGGCCGUUUACGACCGAAGCAAACCAGACUUAUUUCACUUAGGGUUGAGACUGUGUGGACUCUAAGGAGAAUCAGGGUUAUAAAUGAUGGUGGAGGGGUAACGCAGCGAGAUAAGGUCAAAUAAUACUUAGUGCGGUCAGAUCGAACCAAUCAAGGAACGAGACUGAAGCAGGGCUGGUUUCAGAUCGUGCCAGUUUUCUCUUUGUUUUUUGGCGUCAUUCACGUGUGUGUACUGAGCAUCAAAGCAAUAUCGGCAAACGCGUAAACAAAUAUUAUCGAAUAUUUUUUUAUGUUAACGCAACGUACAAUUUGUGCAGCUUUUGUUGCACUGGGUGUAGCGGA
Varroa destructor (honeybee mite) is the source of this 4483-nucleotide messenger RNA. RefSeq lists its product as uncharacterized. The record is from RefSeq and is a predicted model, not a curated record. Gene Ontology annotation, cellular component: neuron projection membrane. Gene Ontology annotation, biological process: synapse organization. NCBI's taxonomy places the organism in Eukaryota, Metazoa, Arthropoda, Arachnida, Mesostigmata, Varroidae.